Molecule: messenger RNA, 4116 nt
Organism: Chrysoperla carnea
Lineage: Eukaryota; Metazoa; Arthropoda; Insecta; Neuroptera; Chrysopidae
Gene: ush
Product: zinc finger protein ush
Exons: 3
Coding region: 55-3279 (1074 amino acids)
Biological process (GO): heart development; cell differentiation; negative regulation of transcription by RNA polymerase II
Cellular component (GO): nucleus
Molecular function (GO): RNA polymerase II-specific DNA-binding transcription factor binding
Source: RefSeq, a predicted model, not a curated record
UCUACGUCAUCUGAAAGAAUUUCAACAGACAUCGAUUAAUUUUUCAUCUAGAAAAUGUCUAGGCGUAAACAAAGUAAUCCUAAACCAUUAAAACGUGACGAUGAAGAUUGGAAUAGCGACUCAGAGCAACAACCAGUAACGGAUGCAACCACACCAGGAAAUAAUAAUGAUAUAAAAUCAGAAGCAUCACCUGAUGAAGACACCGGUACAGCACGACCAAUGACUCCUUCAUCAGUUCCACCACAAUCGGCUUCGGAGAGUCCUCCUCCUGAGCCAACUGCUCCUGCAACGCCACCGAAUGAAGUUGUACAGCCACCACGUUUGCGCUUAAAUACAAGUUUAGCAACAGAUCCAGCCUUACGUCCACAAGCGUCUGUUAUAACACAGGCACCACCUCCAGCAGAUCCGCCGGAAGACCAACCACAAACCAUACCAAUACCAAAAUCGGUUCCUACACCAAUACCGCUUGAAUAUUUAGAAUCGUUACCACCAGAUAUACAAGAAGCAAUUGCUGCUGGACGUUUAUUUGGAUUCCCACCGUUAGGUCUGGUAAAUCCAGCAGUGGUGCCACCUGAAACAAAGCUACCAACACCUGAUACUCGUUCAGAAACUUCAUCAAAUGCCCCUAAUCCAUCAAGAUUAGUAGCAGUGCCAUUGUAUAUGUGUGUUCCAUGUGGUAUCAAAUUUUCUUCGCUAAGUACUUUAGAUGCACAUCAAACGUAUUACUGUUCGCAUAGAAAAAAUGGCAAUGAUUCGGAGGAUGUUAAAUCACAUGUCAGUGGUGGAACUGAUUCAAUUGAACCGAAUGAUGAUUCUUCGUCAGAAAAUCCACAUAAAGUUGCUAGAACCGGUAAACAAUACGCUUGUGUACAUUGUUCGUAUAGUGCUGACAAAAAAGUAAGUUUAAAUCGGCAUAUGAGAAUGCAUUCUGCAUCACCAAGUCUUCCAACAACGCCAAAUUUACCAACUACAAACGGUGAUUCCACAUCUGUAAUUAUUGAUGUCACAACCGCUGGAGUUGGUACAGCUGCUUCCACAGUCCCUUCAGCACCGAUUCAAGAUCGUUAUUGCGCUGAUUGUGACAUUCGUUUUAGUUCAACUAAAACAUUUCGUGCACAUAAAAUGCACUAUUGUAGUACUCGACACAUCACUGCUGGUGGUAAACCUAACGUUAUUCCAUCAAUUCCAAAUUCUUCUCAAACUAAAAAUAGUUCAUCAUGCACAUCGGGCUCAGCGCCUCAAUCACCAAUUGAUAACAACAUUUGUCCAACUCCCCCUUCACCAAUCCCACAAUCUACACAAUCACAUUUUCUCGCAUUGCCAACAAACCCCACGCUAAUUAUACCUUACUCAUUACUUCGAUCUGCAAGUGUUUUAACUGGCUCCUCUGCAGCGGGUAUACCUUCAAAUGAUGCUCCAUGUUUAUACGUAAAUGGAUCGUUUCAAUUAGUCUCGCAAGCAAUUACGAAUACCAAGAACACGACUCGAAAUACAACUGCACCAUCUGAAGUACUAAAAGCAGCUAAUAAACCACGUGAUCCAGGUGCGCCACUAGAUUUAAGCGUGAGACGAACUCCAGAACUAAACGAAUUAGGAGAUGAACAUGAAAAAGAAAAUUUACAACGUUCUCCCACACCAGAGCAAAUUAUUUGUGCUCCAUCAUUACCUGGAUCACCCCCAUUAACACCUUCACCACGACGAUCCUCACCAUCUGUUAGUUCCUCACCAAAACGUAAACAUAAUAACGAGUCUCGAAGUAAUAGUCCUAGAUAUUCUCGAACUACCCCGAAAUCGAAUCAAUCUGAUACUGAAAAUAGUCGUCAUAGUCCUGAAAGUGCAAAAACAAUAAAUAUUACGUCAAAUACUGUGCCAUCAUCCAAUCCACCUGGUUACGCUUAUGCAAAUAUUCACCCAUUAUUGAUGGGCUUACCACCAAUGCCACCAGAGCUCGCUAUACGAUUAGCAUCAGAAUUACCAGUAACGACAAUACCAUCACCGCAAGUGUUAGUGAAACAAGGUGUUUCUAAGUGUAAAGAGUGCAAUAUAGUCUUCUGCAAGCAUGAAAAUUAUGUGAUCCAUAAAAAGCAUUAUUGCUCAGCACGAUUGCAAGAAGAUGAAAGUGGAGGUACUACUUCCAAGACUGCAACUAGUCCACCAACAAGUCCAAUACAAAGUGUAGAUAAAGUCAGUCCUACUGGACAAUAUCAGCAAUUAAUUUGUGCAGCUUGUGGUAUUAAAUUUACGUCGUUGGAUAAUUUAAAUGCGCAUCAAGCAUACUAUUGCUUAAAACGCAAUGAAUUACCAGCAGCUAUAAAAUUAGCAGAAGCAGAUGUACGCCGGUGUGUCAAAUGUAAGCAAAUUGCUGAACCUGGACAUCAAUGUGUACUGGUUGGUCCUCCAACCGGCGGUUGGAAAUGUCCGUGCUGUGAUGUAAUAAGUUCGACAGCAAAUGCAGCUCAACGUCAUAUGGAAACACAUAGUGGCGUAAAAGCCUACAGAUGUACGAUUUGUCGCUAUAAGGGCAAUACGUUACGAGGGAUGAGAACGCAUAUUCGUAUGCACCUUGGAAAACGAACUGCUGAUUUACAGGGCGAAGAAAAAUAUAUUACAUGUGUGUUAGACGAUGAAAAUUUACGUAAUAAUCCACAAGUUCCGUCAUCGGCUGAAAGUGAUUCUCAAUCACCAGGCGGCGCUGGUGGUAAACCCAGCGGACGGACAUCAACAGAACAACGAUACUUUUGUGAUCAGUGCAAUUUCAGUUCACAAAAUCGUGCUAAUGUCUUACAACAUCAAAAAACCGCACAUGGUGGUGUAGAUUCUGACAAUAAAUCCAAAGUAUCUGAAGACGAUGAUUCAUCAAGAAUGAGUAAUGGACAAUCAAAAUCAAUGCCGCUUAUUGAUUCCUCUGGCGAUGAUGUGAUUACUAUAAAACGUGAAUUACCCGAUGAAAGUAUGAUGGAAGUAGAUGUCAUCUCUGAUGAUCAUAAAGACUUAGAACAUAAUAAUAGUGAUCGUAAACCAUCGUUACCACCUAGUGAAUGUUGUGAAUCGGCACCUAUUGAUGACAAUAUAAUAGAAUCACCAGGUGUCGGAGGAGGCGGUGUUAAAAGUGGUACAAAUAAUAAAUACUGUAAAUCGUGUGAUAUACCAUUCAAUUAUUAUUCAUCGUAUGUGGCACAUAAAAAAUUUUAUUGUUCAAGUCAUGCGGGUGAAAUUACACAAACCGGAAAUAAUAAUAAUACAUCAAAUAAUCGAACCGCGGAAGCGUCUGUACUUUAAAAUAGAGAAAAAAAAAUUGUCUUGCAAUAUUGAAUCAGUGAGUGAGUGCGAACAAUUUAUUACUGUUUGACGCUCUUUGUUUAUUGUUGUAACAGUGCAAAUUAAAUAUUUAUCAAUACUGUAAUCUUUAUUUGUUUUCUAUCUCUUUCGUUUUUUUUUAAGAAAAUACUUCUUGUAAAUUGAAAAUUUUGUUACAUGUACAGGCAGUCACUGGUAUCUUGCAUACAUUAUUUUAAUUUAAAAACUAUUGAAACUUUCUUGUUACGAAUAACGCAACCAUUCUGAAAGGUUAACUUUCUGUGUUUGUCUUACUAAAAGGAUUGCCUUGACGAAUGCAGCCAUUCAUUAGAAACUAUAACAGAGUUAAUUUGAAUGUUCUUACGGAAACCAUAAAUGAAAAAAGAACUGUUGUUUCAUUUCAAAUACCUACCUAAGUAGCCUAAAUAUUUUGGUCUGAAAUGGACCAUAAUGAUAUAAAGCUUAGGUUGACGUAGAUUUAUGUUCUUAGAAAGUUUCACUUAAUUUUUAAAUGUAAAGCUUCCACCACUCCGAAUUGGAGUUUAAUAAUUUCUUAAAAUUAAAGAUUAUAAAAUAAACGGAUUACCAAUUUCCUUUUUAAAUUCGAACACUCCAAUUUUAAAGAGUUAUUGGAGGGGGGAGCCAAUUUAUGUUACUCGAUAAUAAAAACUGCCAUAUUAUUUAAGUAAAUUGUUUCAAAUAUUAAAAGUCUCAUCACCAAAAACGGGUGACUAACUGUACAUGAAAAAAAUCUCUUUAAAAAAGAUAUUAAAACUCCUGUACUCAAAGAGAAGAAGAAAUGGGUUUAAAAGUAAAUAA